AUGAAAAAUUUGGUAGAUGAAAUAUGGACCAAUUGUCCACCAGCAGAGAUUAAAGCGGUCGUCGUACAGCCGUUAGAGUUUGCAGGUCGCUCUGUCAUAGAUAAGUUGCUAGAUUUGAGAAAGAAAUUUGUACAGGAGCAUGCUCAAGGAUUAGUUGUAACAACACUCGAUGAAGUUGCUUGGUUGUACGUGUCUAUUAAGGUAAAAACUCAUUUAGAGGAGAAUGGAAUUGAAAUUAAAGAGUAUACAGAAGUAAGCAUAGACGUGGCAUUGCUUGCAACUAAUGAGCUUGAUUCUGUGUCUACUACCAAAAGUUUAAAAGGUAAACAUCAAACAGGAGAAGAGAGUAGCAACCUCAUAUGGGAUGAUCCAACUUCAUGUUGUUGUGCUUUGUAUUCAAAACUGAACCCUGAUACAGUUCUCUUGCAACAAUCACCUCUGGCUCUUCCAAAAGCUUUAAAGGUUGAACCGCAAGGGAGCUGGUGCUGGAACUAA
Vicia faba (fava bean) is the source of this 495-nucleotide messenger RNA. The record is from the annotation of a GenBank genome assembly. NCBI's taxonomy places the organism in Eukaryota, Viridiplantae, Streptophyta, Magnoliopsida, Fabales, Fabaceae.